Molecule: messenger RNA, 986 nt
Organism: Alosa sapidissima (American shad)
Lineage: Eukaryota; Metazoa; Chordata; Actinopteri; Clupeiformes; Clupeidae
Gene: smim8
Product: small integral membrane protein 8
Exons: 2
Coding region: 219-506 (95 amino acids)
Source: RefSeq, a predicted model, not a curated record
AGUCGUUGAUCCCACAGUCUCGACUCCUGACAACAACAUUUUGUCCUCCAGAUAAGUAGUAGCCUAGCCUAUAUCGAAAACCAGUUUAAAUCUUAUAUGCACAGAUUCAAUUAUUAUUUCCUCCCAGUGUGAAUGGCUGUGGAGUGGCAUCAUUAUUAAAUAAACAUCGUUCACAUCGUUCUGCGCUGGUCUAAAAGUCCAGGUUCCUGACACUUGGGAUGUCAUCUCCAGACACUGAAACUGGCAAGGCAACUUCCAAAGAGAGUGGAUUUAGAACCCCAGGGUUUAAAGGGGUGCGAACCACAAAUGUUUUCCGUGCCGUUAAUCCGGAGCUCUUCAUCAAACCUAACAAGCCGGUCAUGGCCUUUGGACUGGUGACAAUCUCCAUGUGUGUAGCAUACCUGGGCUACCUUCAUGCAACUAAAGAGAACGACCAACAGCUGUAUGAAGCGAUUGACAGCGAAGGGGAGAGAUACAUGAGGAGAAAAACCUCGAAAUGGGACUAAUCCGACUUAAUGAAAAAUUGUUUAGGGCGCAAGGAGGAAGGCCGUGUCUGUUCCAGUUGAAAUAUCCGUAGGUUACACGAGAUGUCCACACUGAUCCAACAAGAGCCAAUAAUGUUUUAUAUUAGUAAGGCUACAACAAGAUUAAAAAAAUUGUCACCUGGGAUCUAGUCACUUUAUUGUGUUUUGAUAUGCUAUCUGCAUUUAGACUCAGGGCUAGGCUAUACCUUUUUGGUGCUGGCUAUGGCAAGGUCUUAAAUUAACUGUAGCUUGGAAUAGGCUCUAUAUCUAUUCAUGCUAUGCAUAUGGAUUGACAGAUAAUGACUGACAGCACUGAAUCCCAAACAACCAUGGAUAUAGGUAGGCCUAUGUGGUAAGAGUUUUGACAAUACAUGUUAAUGUUAGUCAAUCUGUUAUGUAAUUUGGUCAGUGUGAACCAGUAAUGAGAUUUACAUCACUACUCAAAAUAUGUCCCCUUAUGAA